This is a messenger RNA of Thlaspi arvense, 1542 nucleotides long. NCBI's taxonomy places the organism in Eukaryota, Viridiplantae, Streptophyta, Magnoliopsida, Brassicales, Brassicaceae. The record is from the annotation of a GenBank genome assembly.
AUGGAUUAUCAACAAGACGCGUCAGCUGAGAGUAUUGUUCUUUUCCAAACCGGUCGACAAUGUUCAAUUAAUUUGGGGGUGUCCAAUCCGAUGAAAAAAAUUAACCCGAUACAACCGGACUGUGUGCUAGCUCUGGCUGCCUGCAGUCGAGAAAUUCUUCGACGACGAGUCGUAAUAGGAGCGGUGGUUGCUCACGCGCCAGUCAGAAGCACAAAAUCGACGACGAGAUUAGGGGUUAGGCCGGAGAUGCUAUUGUGCGUUGCGACGGUGAAGCUGUUUGGGUUUCAGCAACGGCGCACUUUUCGCUCUUUAGCAAAGCGUUUUAGCUUCAACGGACAAGAGCCCCAAGCUCAGGCCCCUCUGGAUAAGGAGUGUGCUGACUUCUUACCUUGGUUAGAGCGGAUUGCUGGAGCCAAGAUAAGUAACACGCUUUCGAUUGGUAAAUCCACUUAUGGCAGGGCGUUGUUUGCCUCAAAAGUAAUCAAUGCCGGGGACUGCAUUUUGAAAGUGCCUUUCAAUGCGCAAAUAACUCCGGAUGAGCUGCCACCGGAUUUUAGAGUUUCAUUGACCGAUGAAGUUGGAAACAUCGGAAAGCUUGCUGCUCUUCUUAUGAUCGAGAAGCAAACGGGUCAAAACUCUCGAUGGGUCCCUUAUAUUAGCCGACUUCCUCAGCCUGCAGAGAUGCACAGCACGAUAUUUUGGGAUGAAGAUGAGCUCAACAUGAUUCGUUGUAGCGCAGUUCACAAGGAAACUGUAAAACAAAAAGCUCGGAUAGAAAAGGAAUUCUCACAUGUAGCUCAAAGAAAUGUUUUGACCGUCGAACAGAUUCCGUUUGCAGACUUCAUGAACCAUGAUGGGCUUUCUGCAUCAAUCGUUUUGAGCGAUGAAGACAAGCAACUAUCAGAGGUCACUGCAGAUCGUAACUACAGUCCUGGUGAUGAGGUGCUCAUUAGGUAUGGAGAUUUCUCAAAUGCUACACUCAUGUUGGAUUUUGGGUUUACGCUUCCUUGCAACAUUCAUGACGAGGUUCAAAUCCAAAUGGAUGUACCGAAUGAUGACCCUCUCCGCAACAUGAAGCUGGGACUUCUCCAGACCCAUUACACACGAAGUGUCAAAAAUAUCAGUAUUUUUCACUCUUCUUGUGAUACUUUCACAAUCAAGGAAGUGAAAUCUGCUAAAGGGAAAGGGAAAGGAAUUCCGCAGUCUCUCCGAGCAUUUGCACGUCUUCUCUCUUGUACCUCUCCUCAAGAGCUGAACGAUUUGUCAAAAGAAGCUGCACAAAACGAUGGCCGACUAGCUCGGCUUCCCUUUAAAGACGGAUGCAGAGAGUUGAAGGCACAUAAGAUCAUCUUGUCUCAUAUCAACAAAUUAAUCGAGGAUCAUAGUGCUUGCAUCAAGGAACCGGAAGCUUCUAAUUGCCAUUUUGUAUCACAAAGAUAUACUGUCAGAAGGCAGAUGGCAAGAGAUCUCCUCUUCGGUGAGCUUCGUGUUAUGAGAUCUGUAGCUGACUGGCUCAAUCAUUAUUGCACAAAUUUACCUUAA